Messenger RNA from Suricata suricatta (meerkat), 1229 nucleotides. It is a transcript of the gene NOL12, whose product is annotated as nucleolar protein 12. Bases 495 to 1103 code for a protein of 202 amino acids. The transcript is spliced from 6 exons. NCBI's taxonomy places the organism in Eukaryota, Metazoa, Chordata, Mammalia, Carnivora, Herpestidae. Gene Ontology annotation, cellular component: nucleolus. Gene Ontology annotation, molecular function: RNA binding. The record is from RefSeq and is a predicted model, not a curated record.
ACCCCCCCUCCUACUGCGGAAUGGAAGCGGCCGCUCCCGGCCCCCAGCCUGGGGAAUGGGAUCGCUCGCCCCGCCCUCUCUUUUCCAGCUUUGCAUCUUCUGCUGUGUGCGCUUUGGCCGGGGGGUGCGGGGGCAGGGGACUGGGGGCUCGUGGCGAUGCCUUCGACCUCCCUAGCCCAGCCCCCCGGUCCCACACGCGGUAGACUCCGCUGUUGCGGAUGAGUGACGGAUGAAUGAGAUGGGAGUGGCUCAAGUUUAUUUAUUCACUUGUCAGAUGCGUACUGAGCUCCUUCGGUGGGCGCGCCCCAUCUCAGGACCCCUGAGCUCGACCCCUGAGCCUCAGCGUCCGGUCCCUUACAUGUUGUCCAUUCAGAGUGCCACUUGGGGAUAUGGUAGUGGGUCAGCGAAAAGACUAGUGUUGGGCCCCGGAACAUUUGGGGAUGGUGCACCCAGCACUAGAGAGAUAAGGACCCAAGAUCAGAUAGGGGAGGGAAAUGCUGGGGCGUCGUCGCGAGGCGCAGGGUGGCACCAGCAGGCCCUACAGGGAGUACCUGACUGGCUUCCAUAAGCGCAAGGUAGAGCGGAAGAAGGCAGCCAUUGAGGAGAUCAAGCAUCGGCUCAAGGAGGAGCAGAAGAAGCUCCGGGAAGAGCGCCAUCAGGAGUACUUGAAGAUGCUGGCCGAGAGAGAGGAGGCUCUGGAGGAGGCGGACGAACUGGACAGGUUGGUGACAGCAAAGACAGAGUCGGUGCAGUAUGACCAUCCCAACCACACGGUCACCGUGACCACCAUCAGCGACUUGGACCUCUCGGGCGCUCGGCUGCUUGGACUGGCCCCUCCUGAGCAAGCGGCUGAGCACGGGGCCGAGGAAGAGGCGUCCACGGAGAAGCUGACCAGAGCCUUACCCAGGAAGUCCAGAGAUCCCCUCCUGUCCCACCGGAUCUCUACUCUCACUGCCUCGCUGCAUGCGCACAGCCGCAGAAAGAGCAAGAGGAAACCCCUGCGCCACGCCCGAGACGCCACCAAGAAGCCCCCAAGCGCCACUCGCACGAGCAAGACGCAGCGCCGCCGGCUGACGGGCAGAGCCCGGCACAGCGGAGAGUGAGCCCCUUGGAUCAGACCACCUGGGCCUUUGAGUGCGGUCCCGUCUCCGCCCUGUGGCCCCGGGUUGGACACUGGCUCCUCUCUGGCAGCUACCCCCCCCCCCCCCCCCCCCCCCCCCCCCCCCCCC